This is a messenger RNA of Capsicum annuum, 470 nucleotides long. RefSeq lists its product as uncharacterized. The transcript has 3 exons. The record is from RefSeq and is a predicted model, not a curated record. The coding region runs from base 3 to 470 and encodes 155 amino acids. NCBI's taxonomy places the organism in Eukaryota, Viridiplantae, Streptophyta, Magnoliopsida, Solanales, Solanaceae.
UAAUGGGUGAUGAGGGCUUGCUGCUGGAAAUAUUUAACAAAUUUGUUAAUGAACUAAAAGAGAAGGAGCGCAAGCGUCAAGAGGAUAAGUCUCCAUACAUAGAGAUGAUGAAGAACAACUUCUUCUUUUUUCGAUCAUCAACUAAUGAUGCAAACAAGACCCCUUCACCACCAUUAAAGUCCAUGGAAGUUUCUUCUUGGAAGAGUGUUUCAUUGUCAUCUGGAUCCUUCUAUGACAGUGGGUCAGAAAAAAAGAAUUUCACGGAUCUGAGAAAAUCUCCCCAUGGUCACAGUAAGAAAGUUCAUCCUAAUAAAUAUGGUCUGUUGAUUCGGACUAUUAGAAGAUUGACAAAGGAUAAGGUACAAAUGGCUUCUGAAGUUUCAAGCAUACUACGGAAUCAAGUUACUGAAAGGGCUUCUGGUAAGGAAGAAGCCAGCAUAUUACAGGCAGAACUAGAUUCACGGACAUGA